GCGUUACUAUGACGCGAGACUCGGAACGAUAACAAGCGAAGUGUUUAUGAUCAAGUUGGAACGCUUGGUUGCAGAAUUAUGAAUAAGGUUCAUAACUGGCAGGAGAAUGAAAUACGAGAACUUUUGACGAUCCGUGCGUCAGAGCAGAUCCGUCACCUGAUCACGGGCACGGUGAAGGACUCGGUGGUUUACCAGAGAAUGAGCAAACUGCUGUCAGAGAGGGGGGUGUUCAGGACCCACAUGCAGGUGAUCAGCAAACUGAAGUCUCUGAGGAAGCACUACCUCAGGUAUCAUCAGCAAAAGAUCCGGACCGGCUGCGACCGCGUCAAUUGGCCAUUUUACGACCUCUGCCACUGGGCUUUCGGGAAUGGACCCCCGGCGAACCCGGUGAAGCGGCACCGGAGUCCCUCGCCCCCUCCGGUAUGCCCACCCCCACAGCAGCUCUCUCCUCCUCUACCGCAGCCUCCUCCGCCUCCGCUCUCCAUCAGCGACGAGCAUCACGAAGUCGUAGUCGGGCUCUGGGACGAUGUGGACGAUAGGGAGAUCAAUAAGCACCUGGGUCCAGUGGAGGCGGAGGACGAAGAGGGGCAGUACAGCCCAUCAGAACCGUUACAGUCCAUCAACACCAGUAAGUACAAUAUCUUGAAGAUUGUGACAUGCAAAGAUGACCUGAACCAGAAUUGGUCCUAAACUAACCCAAGGAUGUGGUUUGGAAUUAAAAAAAACUUUAAGAGGUCAUUUCAAAUGUUGUACACUGCAGGCCAAAAGUUUGGAAGCAAGGCCAUUACAGGCCGAACAGUUGGGAGUAACUCCAAGUUUUUGUUCACAAUGCUUUUUUUUUUUUUUAAUCCAGCAUGAGUUGUAAGUAUUUUGGGAUGUAUUUACUCCAUGAUCAGAUGUUGCUUUCAUGGAAAUGCACCAUUUUACUCCAUUUACCUUUAGAUAUACAUUGAUGUUAACAGACCAUUGCUAAAUAUAUGUCAGCAAAAGAUAAUAAGGGCUUAGGUUUACGGGUGAAAACAUUUGCAAUAGUCACAACUUCAGUGCAAAAGCAAAAAAAAAAACAAAUCACAGUUGGAUUAUCCACUUCAACUUUUUGGCUUUUGAGAGCCUGCAUACAAAAAUCCCAAUAAAUCUCAACUGCGUUCAAACUACCGCAAAAAUGGCUAGAAAGAAGCAACUGAGUAAAGAAACAAAAGCACAGAUUUGUACAAUGAGGAAAGAAGGGUACACAGAAAGAGAAAAUUGCAAAACGCCUAAAGGUGUCUAACAAAGGAGUCCACUACACUCUGAAGAGACUAGAGGAACCUGAAAGUUAUGAUGAUAGAAAAAGGCCUAGAUGAAAGAGAGUUACUACAAAAGCAGAGGAUAAACAUAGCAUCGUCAUCAGGAAGCGAGAUCGGCAAAAGACAGCACCACAAGUAAGGGAGAAAAUCAAGAUGACAAGGUCGAAACCCAUAUCUCUGACAACCGUGUAAUGACGUUUGAGAAAGGCUGGUCUGAAGGGUUGUGUAUCUGCAAAAAUACACUACUUCAUCCACAGAACAAGAAAAAGAGAUAUGAGUGGGCAAAAACUCACAAAAAUUGGACUUAUGAUGACUAGAAACAAGUUUGCACAGUUUGGUUCAAAACGCAGAGUCUAUGUCCGCUGACAAACUGGUGAACGUCUGAAAGCACCAUGUGUUACACCCACAAUUCAGCAAGAAGGUGGUAGUUCCAUGGUAUGGGGAUGUUUUGCAGGUGAUGGAGUAGGAGAUUUGAUGUAGAUUCUCAUUCAUUCAAGACGUUUCCCCCUUUUAUCCAAGAAGCUUCUUCUCGAGGCGAAACGUCUUCUCAACUCUACACAGUCCAGUUGCCUGAUUUUGGAGUCUUCAAGAAAAGAGUAGGAGAUUUGUUUGAAGUAAAGGGUAUCAUGAAGAAGGAACAGUACCACUCCAUCCUCCAGCACCAUGCUGCUCCAUCUGGACUCAGACUUGUGGCUCAUAAGUUUGUUUUGCAGCAAGACAAUGACCCCAAGCACUCUGCCAAGCUCUGUCAGGGUUACCUAGACAAAAAAAGAAGAGGAAGGUGUUCUUCAAAAGAUGGUUUGGCCCCCUCAGUCUCCAGACCUUUCUCCAAUUGAGCUUGUGCGGGAUGAAUUGGAUCAAUCAGUCAGAAAAACGCAUCCCACGAAUCAGCAGUCUCUUUUUAAUGAACCUAAGAAAGCUUGGAAUGCAAUACCUGGAACAUACCUUAAAAACUUGUGGAACAAAUGCCUGGUAUAUGCCAAGCUGUUGUUAAAGCCAGAGGAGGUUACUUUAAAGAAAGCAAAGUCUAAGCAACAAUAACUCAAUUACAUAAUAAUUAUAGUCAAAAUGUCUUCUGAUAAGUUACUCUUUACACAAUGGUCAUGUUUAUUGUGUUGCAAAUUAUAUAUAUGAAACUAUGAUCUUUUUUUGGACAAAUCUGAUCUUGCUUCCAAACCUUUGGCCUGUAGUGUACUUCAACUCAGUUUUAUGAAAAAUACUUGAUCCUUGUAAAUUUGAUACCCCUAAAGACACGACCAUCCAGUUAAGAUUUUUGGCUUUGUUCAUUUGUACAGAGAUCUCUCUUGAUCCUCUUAGAUUGAACACUAUAUUGUGUACUUUUGAUGGUGAAAUCCUCAAAUUCUUGUAAUUUUACUCAGAGGAACAUGAUUCUGAAAUUGAUGCGCUAUUUCCUCGCACAGCCCCUCCCUGAGUAGUGAACCUUUUUUCACCUUUACCUCUGACUGACUCAGCCUCUCAAAAUGCCCUUUUUGUUCCCAGCCAUGUCCCUACAUAUUGCUUAUUAACUUAAGUGGUUGGGAGAUGUCCCACCAAGGGUUUUUUUUUUUAGUAUUACACAACUUUUUCAUUGUUCUGUUGACUCACAGUUGUUUUGUUUUAGUUAUUUCAUUGACUCGGUGAUACUGUGUGGGUAAUGUUGUGCCAGUGUGCUUUGUCUGUGGUACAAAAAACAGAAGCAUGUACACACCGAAGUACACAGACUAUUUUAGGGGUUAUGAAGAUAAAACAAAUAUACUAGCACAUAUAAACUUUGAUAUUGUAAACUGCAUCUAGAAACAGCAGCAAACAAGGAAAGACUUUGUUUCUCUGCCCUCUCAGUCACGUAUGCAGUCUCCAGCCUAAAAAAAGACUGUUGUGCUGUUAUUAUUCAGUAGGUGAAAAUUAGACUGUCGAUAAAACUUAAAUUUAACAAUUGUGCACCAAGUGGUCACACAAUUGUCCAAAAACAGAUCAAUAAAAGUUUGUCACUGUCCUUUAUCUGACAGGCUCCACUCUCUUUCUCUUGAUUUCUAGCAUAUAAGACUCCAUCAAAGAGGAGGAAAACAACAGUGAUGGAUCAGGUCUCGACUUUGGUCAAAGCCACCGUCUCUCAGCUCAGAGAGAUGGAUGCAUCCAUGCAGGCGCAGGAGGACGCCCGACUGCAGAGGCUUAUGGAUCACGAGAGAGAAAUGCAGAACAAUCUCAUGUGUCAGCUGAUGGCCAUGCAUGAAAAGAUCAGCAGAGAAAGCUAUGAGAGACAUUUAGAGCUGGUGGACAGGGUUCUCUCAAGGUUCCCCUCACCUUCAGAACCUUCAGGUCACUGACUGACACUUCCAGUGCAACGGCACACAACAGGUUCUUCAGGUUAAGGGGGCAUUUCUAUCUCUCUUUCUAUACAUAUAUAUAUACAGUUUAUGUUCUCCACCAGCUGACUGGUGCCAAAGCUAACAUUCCUUAUUAUUUUCUCAGAUUUCUUUAUUAUUAUUGUCAGCCACAAAUGUUCGGAGAUCAUCCUUCCCUUCAAUCAUGACUCUGUGCACUUGUAGCUGAUACAAAACAGAUAAAAACAAGCUAAGUCCACACUCCAUCAUACUCUGGGUCUCUAAUGAGGUGAACUAAUGUUUUUUUAAAACUGUUCCGGUCCUGAGAGGACACAUGAUUAACAAGGAAUAAUAUCAAUUUCAGCACGGCACAUAAAUAGUAGCCUGGCUGGGCCAUCCUGUUGCGUGAAUCACUUGCCGUUCCUUCCCACAACAAGUGGAAAGGAACGGCAAGUGAUUCAAGCAACACGAUGGCCCAGCCAGGGUACAUAAAUAGUCUGCUGUAGCUCAAAAGUUCCAUAACAAAAAUAAAAAAUAUAUUUUUGUCAAAUGUGUAUCAUAAUGUAAUUCUGUCAUGCAACAUACAAAAAACAUACAAAAUAUUGGCAGUAAACUUUGACCAAAGCAGACACAUGCCCCCCAAACUCUAACAACUACGGCUGUCUAAAGUUUACAAUUUUACAACUACAAAGUCAUUUGGCAGACGCUUUUAUUCAAAGUGACAUACAUACGAAUCACACAACAGUGGAGGACAUACACUGGGAGCAAGGAGAGUUAAGUGUCUUGCCCAAGGACACAGUGGACGGACUAGGGAUAGGGGGGAAUUGAACUGCUAACCUUCCAGUUGUUGGACGACCGCUCUACCUCCUAAACUACUACUGCUUCUUAAUAGUAAAUUUAAUCCCAAUUAUUUGCAGAAUUUCAAUUUCAAACUUUCACCAGUGUCUUGACUUCUGAUCCAAAUGAAUGAUUUAUUAUUAUUCCAAUUUUAUUAUAUAUAUUAUUCCAAUAAAAGCUGCACUGCUACACCAGUGUGGUCUACAGUCAGGACUUUUUUUUAUUCUUUUGUCUUUGCCCAUAUGGCAAAGCACUUUUUAUUAUCAUCAGAGGAAGGAGACAGGUUCAAAGUGCUUAUUAAGUCUAAUACAGUGUUUCUUUUGAUUUUUUUUUGAAAGGAUUAAACUUUAACACUAAGAAAUAUGCAGAAAAUGUCUAAUCAUCACAGUCAAAAUGUUCCGUUACUCCAAAAUAACUCUGAUUACACUCUGACUUCCAGUAUUCCAGGUUAAUGCUGCAUUUUCAUUUUUCAGGUGCUUUAGUUUGCUGGCUUUCUCUAUUACACACAGGUCUUGUGUGUUUGAAACCGUUGUUCUACACAACAUGCAGCACUUAUCCCAGCUUUUAGGUGACGUUUGACGCUCACUGACAUCAGCCUGAUGAGCUGCACCUGUGUGCUAAGCCAGUAGGUGGUAUCCCACACACAGGCCUUGUACACACGUAGCUGGGUAUUUUAUAAACGAAUAUCCAACCCCCUCCGUUUUACAAAAGUCAUAUGCACACAUCUUCGCUUCCAAAUAAAAUCCCAGCCACACAAAACCACAUAAAUGUACUAUUGACCGUGGUUAUAAGCAUGACAGACCUGGAGUUGGUCGUAUUUGCCAAAAAGUUUGACCCAAUCUAUCCAAUCAGAGGGAGCUUCCCUUUCUCGUCAUCACUUCCAAACAUGUAACAUAACGCUGUGUAGUUUGUACGUGUGGACCGACAAAGAGGUGGAAUAGCUUUUAAGCAUUGUUUUGGAGUAUAAUGUCAACAAGACACAAGACAGGUAGAGAAAGAGUUAUUUGGUGUAGAAUAACCGACUACAAAGCCCUUCCCCCCCUUUUGCUCCUCACAUAAAUAUUUAUUUUGUAUAUAUCUGUGCCGUCCACUGCCUGACAUAAACAAAGGCGCAUAGGAUAUUUAUCUAUUAGCUGUCACAGAGAAUGAUGUUUAGGAAUUCAAAACUCUGGUUACCUAUGUCCACAUGCAAACACAAAACCAGAGUUCUCUAAAAUCUUCACUUUGGCCGGAGUUUUCUAAAAGCACCCUUCUUUGACGUAUUCAUGCGGCUUCGCGUGGAUGCAGGACAAAAUGUAUAAAAAUAUAUUCGUUUUAGCAAAUACCCAGCUACAUGUGUACAAGGCCUCAGAGUUUAUGGAUGAAAUUUUAACUCGUUUGACACAAAAUGUAUGUUACUUUUGCCUCCUCACCUGAGCUGAACUGUUUUUUGAAGUGAACUAUUGUCAUUGAAAAGCCCAGUUGUGUUAUUGUUUUCGAUCACAGUAAAAAUGAGGGCAGGAUGAUGCAGCUGGGGUCAACUAUGGUGUGCAGAAAGACAGAUAAGAAACCAAUGACUGAAAAUAAGUCUUUUUUUUUUUUCAACACAGUCACUUUAAAUUGUGCUGUACUUCCUCUUUAAAACCUGUGCAGGUUGGUGUGAGGGAAACCCUUACAGAGCAUAAGCUUCCUUUAGACUCUGUAUGCUGUAAGAUUGUUGUUCUUGAAACUCCUUUGUCAGUGUUGAAUUGUUAAAUAUUCUGUAAAUAUCAUGUUUGAGUCCUACCCUCAUGUAUGUGGACGGAAAAAAACACUCAGUGGACAGACUUAAAAUUCUCAGCUUUAUUUCAAAUAUUCAUUUGAAAGUAAUAAAAAGCUGAGCCAAGACCAACAGAACCAAGAAAGCUGAUUGUUCUCUGGAGGCUGUUUUAGGAGUCAUUCAUGGCUGACACGAAAUUCCCGGUUGCGAUCACAGUUGUCAGCAAUCCGGGAGAAAACGUGUCAUUGAGGAAAAACACCAUUCAAGCUACACUACAGCCAAAACACUCCGCUUUCAGACUGACAAGUCAGCAUCACACUCAGGCCGUAUGUUAGUCAGUUUCACUUUCUGUAUUGAUUUUAGAGAAACAAAACUUAAUCUCACUUUGAAUAGACUGUCUGAAUAAGUGAGCAGUUUCAAAACACGACUUCAUGUUUCUCCGCUCAGCCAUUUUCUUUGUGGCUCAGUCAGCCAGGAUGUGCAUUUUUACUGUACAUACUUUUAUACUGUUCUGGACUGUUACAUGUUUGACUGUUUUAUUCAACUUCUUUUGUUUAUGAAACAAUAAAGACUGAAUGAACAUGGUCCCAUUUUCAUGUGUAAAAUGUGUAAAUGAUGAUUAUUCUGGAUGUGAUGUGUGCGGUAAGAAGGAGGAGGCUCUGCUCCAUGUCUUCUGCUCUGUAGUGGCCCAUCUGCUCAGGAUGUCCUGUGCAUUGUGGGAU
Molecule: messenger RNA, 6904 nt
Organism: Xyrichtys novacula (pearly razorfish)
Lineage: Eukaryota; Metazoa; Chordata; Actinopteri; Labriformes; Labridae
Source: the annotation of a GenBank genome assembly